GUCUCGCAGCUCUCAGGAACUUGACCAGGCUGAGGUUCGUCUUCCUGGUUUCUGCGGAGUUCGCACCACGGAGCCGCCGAACCUUCAGCCAAACAUGAGGCAGCAGCUCGGCCUCCUCCUCCUGACGCUGUCCGCGGUUCUGUUUGCGGAGCCGGACUUCACUUCUCUCAGGUCCAUGCUGCACGACUUCGACGUGCUGCCUCUCUCCAGCUUGCAGACCCACUCCGUCCGGCGCCGAGACGUCCAGAGCCAAACUCAUGUGGAGAAGAUGCUCAGCUUCAGCGCCCUGCAGAGGCAGUUCAGGCUGUACCUCCGGACCAACGAGGAGCUGUUCACAGAGGAUUUCAGAGCCGUGAUCGUGGACGAGGACGGCAGCGAGCGGACCCACCCCGUGGACAGACACAGCUACUUCACCGGACACGUCAUCGGGGAGGAACACUCUCGGGUUCAGGCUCACAUAGACGAGCACGAGUUCUCGGCCCACAUCCUGACGGAGGAGGGCGAGUACAACGUUGAGCCGUUGUGGAGGUUCACGCCUGCGCCGCAUGACGGCCGCCUGCUGGUUUACCGCUCAGAGGACAUCCGGAACCUCAGCCGGCUGCGGCAGCCUUCGGUGUGCGGCUACGUGACCUCUGACCCCGGCCACCUGCUUCCUGGCGGCGUGCGAUCGACUGAGGACGAGGACGGCGGCGCGUCUGCGUCCAGGACCAAGCGGCAGGUUCCUGACCACAGGAAGAACACCUGCCCCCUGCUGCUGGUGGCCGACUAUCGCUUCUUCAAGCACAUGGGUCGCGGCGAGGAGAGCACCACCCUCAACUACCUGAUCGAGCUGAUCGAUCGAGUAGACGACAUCUACAGAAACACGUCCUGGGGCGACGGCUUCAUAGGUUACGGAGUCCAGAUCCAGCAGAUCAUCAUAGAGAAGAUUCCAACUCCCGUAGCUCCGGGGAAAAGUCACUUCAACAUGAGAGGAAGUCCGGUGGAGGGCAGGAAGGUGUGGGACGUCAAGAAGCUGCUGGAGCAGUUCAGCGUGGACAUCGCAGAGAAGGCGUCCAACGUGUGCCUGGCUCACCUCUUCACCUACCAGGACUUCGACGAAGGCACACUGGGCCUGGCCUACGUGGCGCCGUCCAAACUGGACAUCCCCGGAGGCCUCUGCUCCAAAGCCUGUCCGUCAUCUGCCAGCGAGCAGAGAAGCAUCUACCUGAACACGGGACUGACCAGCACCAAGAACUACGGGAAGACCAUCCUCACCAAGGAAGCGGACCUGGUGACCACUCACGAGCUGGGCCAUAACUUUGGAGCAGAGCACGACCCAGACGACCUGCCCGACUGCGCCCCGCGAGAGGACCAGGGGGGCAAAUACGUCAUGUACCCCAUCGCUGUCAGCGGAGACCACGUCAACAACAAGCUCUUCUCCAACUGCAGCAAACGUUCCAUCCUGAAGCGCCUGAAGACGAAGGCCCCGUCCUGCUUCAAGGAGCGCAACACCAACGUGUGUGGGAACUCUCGGGUGGAGCAGGGCGAGGAGUGCGACCCCGGGCUGCUGCACAUCAACACGGACCGCUGCUGCACCGCCAGCUGCAAACUAAAGCCUGGAGCCCGGUGCAGCGACAGGAACAGCGCCUGCUGCAGAAACUGCCGCUUCGAGGCUGAAGGCCAAGUCUGCCAGGAGCCCAUCGACGCUACCUGUAAGGGCCGCUCCUACUGCACAGGAAACAGCAGCGAGUGUCCUCCGCCAGAGGACGCGGCCAACAACACGGCGUGCCUGGACAACGGCCAGUGUCUGGGGGGAGAGUGUGUUCCUUUCUGCCGGGUGGUCCUGGACCUGCAGCCCUGCGCCUGCAACGAAAGCAACUCGUCCUGCAGCGUCUGUUGCAGGGACAGCAGCGGCGCCUGCGUUCCGUACCGGGACCCGACGGGAAAGUCCGUGUUCCUGCGUAAAGGCAAACCCUGCACCGUGGGCUUCUGCGACGGAGCGGGGAGGUGCAUGAAGCAGGUGCAGGACGUGGUGGAGCGACUCUGGGACUUCAUCGAGAAGCUGGACAUCGACUCGUUGGGGCGCUUCCUGGCUGAUAACGUGGUGGCGUCCGUGGUGGCGUUCUCCCUGCUGCUCUGGGUUCCGCUCAGCAUCCUAGUCCACUGUGUGGACAAGAAGAUGGACAGACAGUACGAGCAGACGACCAAGUCCCUGUUCUUCCCCAGCAAUGCCGAGUUCCUCAGCAGCCUGGAUUCCGCAUCACUUCGGAUCUACAAAUCCCCCAGCUUCCCCCCUUGCUCCGCUGCCCACAUGCGCUUUCAACAGACGAGCAGCCCUCCGGGGUCAGAGCCCGGCUGCCACGGCCCCCCUCCCCUGGACAGCCCCCGCAUGGCCACCAUCCAGGAGGACCCCGGCCCGGACUGCUACCUGGACCAGGAGGCUCUGCAGGAGGCGUUUGGGCGCCCAGGCCGAUCCACACAACGCUCUUUCGAAGACCUGACAGACAAAAGUGUGAUGAGCCUCGGGGAGAGGGCGCUGCUCUUCAACAUCAGCACCAGGGAGACGCAGUUCUGAGGUGCUGGACCCAUCAGCUGUGUGUGGGAUUAUUGGGUCGUUGGCUUCGCUGGCAUCCGUGUCUGGACAGUGCGUGAAGGGAGCUGGAGAUGCGACCGACGGGGUUAGUGCCUUGCUCCACCAGACGCAAACACAUUUAUGCAGUAGACUCGGGCCGUGGUUCUACUGGUGGCUGCACAUUUGAAUCGUUUACACUCGUUUCUUGGAGACUCAAACAAGUUAGUUUUAGCUGACUGGGUAUUUUGUAUGUUUCCUUCCAGAUUACUUUGAAGGUUUGCAUGUGUUUUUGCUGUUGAUAUUAUGUUUGAGAUGUGAACCAAAGCGUUUUAAAGCCAUAAAACUGUUUGGUACAAGCUU
Betta splendens (Siamese fighting fish) is the source of this 2911-nucleotide messenger RNA. RefSeq names its product ADAM metallopeptidase domain 17b (gene adam17b). NCBI's taxonomy places the organism in Eukaryota, Metazoa, Chordata, Actinopteri, Anabantiformes, Osphronemidae. Gene Ontology annotation, molecular function: metalloendopeptidase activity. The record is from RefSeq and is a predicted model, not a curated record. The coding region runs from base 95 to 2554 and encodes 819 amino acids. The transcript has 17 exons. Gene Ontology annotation, cellular component: plasma membrane. Gene Ontology annotation, biological process: membrane protein ectodomain proteolysis; Notch signaling pathway.